AUGCCCGACAAAACGCUCAAGGUCGUCACAUACGCCGCCGGUGCCUCCCUAGCGGCGAUUACGCUGAUUUACGUGUUCGGCCCCACGUACUUUUUAGACAGUGAACCUUCGACAUCCCAGGGCGGCGCGUUCUCUGCUCGAAAGAAAGGCGUUGUGGGACUCGUGAACCCUGCAAACGACUGCUUUAUCAAUUCGGUGCUUCAAGCGCUUGCAGGCUUAGGGGACCUUCGGCUCUACCUGAUACGCGAGAUACACCGGCGCAGCCUCGAUGACGAAUCCGUGUAUUCGCAACCCGUCCCGCCAGGCUUGCUCGCCGAGGACGGAAGCAAGGCGGCUGUACCACGCUUUGCCAAGGAUAUACCGGACUGGAGAUUGGAGGGGCUGCAGAAGGGCAGCGUGACCAAGAGCUUGAAGGAUAUCCUCGACGCCCUCAACGAGCGGCCAAUCUACAAGAAGACCAUAUCCGCCGCACCGUUCCUAAGAGCGUUGGAGGAGGCUUUCCGGCAGCGGAUCAGCCGGCAGCAACAGGAUGCGCAAGAAUUCCUGCAGGUGGUGGCCGAGAGGCUCUGCGACGAGUAUCACGCGGGCCGGAGGGCGCGAGACUUUGCCAGGCGGCGUAUGGCCGCUGUAAGCAAUGGCCCGGCUGAUGCAGAGAAAGCCGGUGCUGCCAACGGUGACGCGGAUGGCAGCGCCCCGGAAGAGGAAGAGGGCUUCCCCAUGGAGGGCAGUUUUGAGUCGCAAAUUGAGUGCCUGACUUGCGGAUUCAAACCCCGGCCCACGAUAUCGACCUUUUGCACCUUGACACUCAAUGUGCCCCAGCUUCCGGCGACAACGCUUGCCGCCUGCUUCGACGGCAUGUUCAAGACAGAAUACAUUGAUGACUUCAAGUGUGAAAAGUGCCGUCUCCUGCACGCCGUGGCCCAGUUCGAGCAGGAGCGGCAGUGGUCCGCAACGGAGGCAGCGAGGGCGAGAGCUCAGGCCGCCGUGGAAAGACUUCGGCUGGCCAUCGCAACGGAUCCCGAGGCCCCGCCAGAUGAUGUCGUGCUCCCUGACCUGCGUUACGCACCGAAGCGCAUGAUCGCGCGGCACAUUCGGAUGACGCGGUUCCCCAAGGUCUUGGCCAUCCAUCUCUCGAGGUCCAUCUUCGAUGCCAGCCACUCGUCGCUGAAGAAUCUAGCCAAGGUGGUGUUUCCAGAGGAGCUGCCCUUGGGUGGCUUGCUCCAGCAGAGGAAGUACCGGCUACUUGCCGUGGUGACACACAAGGGGAGUCACCACAGUGGCCAUUAUGAGUCCUUCCGUCGCCAGGUUGCCUACCGGCCGUUUUCCAACCCGAGUACAUUCCAGGCAUCGGAGGUGUAUAGCAGGACGGCCAGUCCCGCGCCUACGCCCCGAGCCAAGGCUCGAGAUCAGCCCUUGAAAGAGCCUACCGGUGGCGAUCUGACCCCUCCUUCUCCCUACGCCGCCUCCACGCCUGCAAUGAGUUCGCUGAAUCUUUCGUGUACCAGCACGGACGAAGCAGAAAACUCGGUUGGCCCGGAGCCGCCUGCAGCGGCGCUCGACUCUCCGGCCCAGGACAAGAACUCAGCAAGUGGGGAGGUGGUCGGGGCAUCCCCGAUUCCUGGUUCCCCCUCAGCUGCCUCCUCCCCCGCGCCCUCCCCAGCUGGAAGACCCAAGUCUGUGGCCGCCUCUGACAGGCCUUCACUAAGCAAGCCAUCAGCGGCCGCAAAGUCAAAGCAGCGGAAGCAGCAAUCACGUUGGUGGAGGAUCAGCGACGACAAAGUUAAAGAGGUAAGCACUCGGGAUGUGCUGAGCAUGCAGCGAGAGGUAUACCUGUUGUUUUAUGAGCUCGAACGGCCCCUUUCGUAG
Chaetomium strumarium is the source of this 1866-nucleotide messenger RNA. RefSeq lists its product as uncharacterized. The record is from RefSeq and is a predicted model, not a curated record. The transcript has a single exon. Gene Ontology annotation, biological process: protein deubiquitination. Gene Ontology annotation, cellular component: nucleus; cytosol. The coding region runs from base 1 to 1866 and encodes 621 amino acids. Gene Ontology annotation, molecular function: cysteine-type deubiquitinase activity. NCBI's taxonomy places the organism in Eukaryota, Fungi, Ascomycota, Sordariomycetes, Sordariales, Chaetomiaceae.